AAUAAUUAGUUAACAGUUUCUUAAGGUUUAUAAUAAUACAAAUAUAUUUUUAUGAAUCAUACAAAUUGAACAAUACAAUUUCCUUAUUAAAACAUAAAUCAAUUAUGAUUUUUUUAAGUUAAUUGUAUUAUUAUAAUAGGUACUUAGGUACUUAAUUAUUGUUAUAUUUAUUUAAGUAAUUAUUAUAUUCAUAUACAUAGGUGACACAACAGUUAAUGUCCAUAACAGGAAAUAUGUUAAAGUUGUAGAUAAAACAAAAUUAAGAAAAUUACUACAUGAUCAAAAAGUAAGGCAGAAACAAAAUGAUUCAUUUCAUACGAAAAAAUUGUGUACAUGCAUUUCUCCAGCAUAAGAUAUCUGGACAAAUGGUUAAGAGCCUAACAAGAAGUAUGGCUUGUAAAGGCCCUCAAAAAAUGGAAGAUUAUUUCAAAGACAAAAAAAUUAUAGUUACUGGAUCUUGUGCUGGUAUGGGCGAAAAAAUUACAGAGAGAUUGCUAGAUUUGGGUGCAUUUGUCUAUGCAGUGGUAGAGAAGGAGGAGGGAGCUGCUAAAGCAUUACCAAACACAAAACAAAUAUUUUGUGAUGUUUCAAAGUGGGAGGACACUUAUAAGACAAUGUACGACAUCGGACCAGUACAUGGAUUAGUCAACAAUGCUGGUGUAGCUGUUAUUGAACCAUUUUUUGAAGUCACCGAAAAUGGUUGGGACAAGACAUUGAAUAUUAAUGCCAGAGCCUUAGUGAGAAUAAGUCAGGCAGUGGCCAGAAACAUGAUUAAUGCCGGUAUCAAAGGAUCUAUUGUGAAUAUUUCUUCAACAAUUUCAACGAGAGCCAUACCCGAUCAUACAACAUACUGUGCGUCUAAAGGAGCUGUGAAUCAAAUAACCAGAACAAUGGCAAUCGAGCUGGGUAAAUGUGGGAUCCGUACCAACAGCGUAAAUCCAACUGUCGUGUUGACCCGUAUGGGUAAAAUUGCGUGGUCAGAUCCUGAAAAAUCAGAACCCAUAAUGAACCGAAUCCCACUUGGCAGAUUUGCAGAAACUGAUGACAUUGCGAACGCUGUAAUUUUCAUGCUCAGUGACUAUUCUACCAUGGUAAAUGGAACGUCCCUCGUAGUUGAUGGUGGGUUCUUGGCAGGAUAGACAACUUCGCUACGAAACAAAGUUAUUAAAGAAUUCACUAAUUCAACUUAAAAAAUAUUUUUAUUCUCAAUCUUUCACGCCAAUCAUUGUAUGUAAUAUUUAUAUUAUUAUAUAUUAUAUUUAUUGCUUGCAUAUUACAAAAACUUUUAUACUUUAUUGACAAUAAAUUGUGAAUUCUAAAGCCUAAUA
This is a messenger RNA of Acyrthosiphon pisum (pea aphid), 1328 nucleotides long. RefSeq names its product dicarbonyl/L-xylulose reductase-like. Bases 303 to 1139 code for a protein of 278 amino acids. Gene Ontology annotation, molecular function: carbonyl reductase (NADPH) activity; L-xylulose reductase (NADPH) activity. The record is from RefSeq and is a predicted model, not a curated record. The transcript has 6 exons. Lineage: Eukaryota; Metazoa; Arthropoda; Insecta; Hemiptera; Aphididae. Gene Ontology annotation, biological process: glucose metabolic process; xylulose metabolic process.